AUGAAUGAUUAUCAACAACAACAUUCGUUGAUUGUUCCAUCGACUCCUAUCAACGAUAUUACUGAUAUAAAGGAUCGUCGCAGUUCGUCUCUCGCUGUUGUCAUUGAGCCGAUCAUCGUAGCAACAGAAGAAAUUCCUGAUGAUAGCGAAGUCGUCAAUAGACCGAAAUCAUUCCCGCUAUCUGGUAUUCUCUACGGUCUUUUAGGAAGUUUUCUUUUUGUUACUGCGACAUUCACCGUCAAAGAAUUAGGAAUCGAUCUACUCGAUGCACUUAUUAUUCGUUUCAUCAUCCAACUUAUUCUCUUAAUAUGCUUUGUUAUUUCUCGCCGUUAUUCAAUCUGGCGAGGUACAUUAAAAGAAAAAUGUUUACAAAUCGUUCUAUGCAUUUGUAAUGGUCUAAUUUUUCUCGCAUAUUUUAUUGGUAUCCGUUACCUGCCUUUUUCUGACUUUACCACACUGAAUUUUACACGUUUAUUAUGGACAGUUACCUUUGGCGUAUUGAUCUAUAGGGAAAAACCCACUGUCAUGAUCAUUCUAGCUGUUGUUUUUACACUUUUUGGUGUGACAUUUGUUGCGCAACCGACAUUUCUCUUCAAACAGAAGAUUAUCAUCGAAAAUACAUCAUCAACAGAUCCGACUUCGAUGAACUACCGAACGCUUGGCAUUUCUCUCGCAUUGAUAACUGGUCUUUUCUCUGCUAUUAAUCUCUUAAUUUUCAAACAAUUGUUAACAUUACAACUGAAACCGAGUGUUUUAAUUCUUCAGCAUUCGCUUGUUUUCCUUCUGUGUAUGAUGUUCAAUCAAGCUUACAAAUAUUUUCUACUCGAUGACAUAACGUUCUUCACAGCGACAAUCUUCCAAUGGAAAUACUGGUUAGCCGGAUUGAUUAGUCUUCUUCAAACAUUAGCAGUUAUUGUCGGAAAUCGUUCAGUGAAACGCGAACCGCCAUCGAUCGUUACGAUUGUUUCAGCGUCCGAAAUCAUCUAUGCGAUUGUCUUACAGAAUUUAUUUACAAGAAAUAAGUCGAACAUAUGGGUUGUGAUUGGAAGUUUAAUGGUGGUAUCUAGUGUUCUACUUAUUGGCGUACAUAAAUUUGCACAAGAGCGAAAGAAGAAGAAGAAAAACGUUGAGAAUGAUAAAAGUGAAGGAAGCGCUUGA
Molecule: messenger RNA, 1158 nt
Organism: Adineta ricciae
Lineage: Eukaryota; Metazoa; Rotifera; Eurotatoria; Adinetida; Adinetidae
Source: the annotation of a GenBank genome assembly